CUGUAGUUACUUCCACAGCCAAGUGGAGGGCAGUAUAACCCCUGAGCUGUUGACUGGCUGCACGUUAUUCCACACAGAAGAAGAAACGCUGCUCAGACAGGAGGCGGUUGCAGGAGCAGAGCAGCAGGAGUCUGGAGCUGGCUACAUGUCGGUGCAGGUGCAGUGCCUGUCGUUUCGACAGCCGUACGCCGGUCUGGUUCUGGACGGGGUGAAGACGGUGGAGAGCCGCUGGAGGCCCCUGCUGGCUCCGCUGGAGAACCUGACCCUGCGGGACUGGGAGGGGGACGAGUGGCGGGCGGUGCUGAGCGACCCGCUGGGGAUGAACCCAGCUAAAAUCCAAGAGGUACUGGAGUCUGGGGAGAGGUUCGGCCGUGGUGUGGUAGCAGGACUGGUGGAUGUCGGCAGGACCUGGCUUUGCCCCGCCUCCACGCAGGGGGAGGAGCUACAGCGGCUGGAGCGUUCAGCCAUUGUGAUUGGUCUGCAGGAGAAACACCUGACUCACCUGUCCAAUCCUCGCUGGCUGAAGGAGCCGCUGAGCGCCCGAGGAAGUCGUGACCUCUGGACUGUAGAGAUCCCUGCUGAGCUGUUACCAUGACAACACAUGAUGCACACAGACAACAACGUCUUGGAGUGGGUGGGUGGGUGAGAGAGAGACUGAUGGAUUGUCAUGAAUCCCUGACCAGCAGGUCACAGUUCACACCUGUCCAAGGCCUCACUUCCUCAUUAGAGAUGAAUGCUGAUGUAGCAUGCUAACAUGCUAACACUUUAUAUGGUAAAUUUUUAUAACGUAAUAAAGUCACCGUUGCCAGA
Molecule: messenger RNA, 810 nt
Organism: Seriola aureovittata
Lineage: Eukaryota; Metazoa; Chordata; Actinopteri; Carangiformes; Carangidae
Source: RefSeq, a predicted model, not a curated record